Molecule: messenger RNA, 3629 nt
Organism: Amphimedon queenslandica
Lineage: Eukaryota; Metazoa; Porifera; Demospongiae; Haplosclerida; Niphatidae
Product: deleted in malignant brain tumors 1 protein-like
Exons: 19
Coding region: 190-3396 (1068 amino acids)
Cellular component (GO): membrane
Source: RefSeq, a predicted model, not a curated record
GCUCAGUAAUUGCUUUUUUGUGAAUAUUUUAUAUGAGCUGGACUCAAAGCUAGCUGGACUAGCUACAAAAACGACACAGCUAAAUAUCUAGCUAUACAAUUUUAAACUUUGACCAAGCUGUGCUUGGAAAUCAAUCAAAUUCUCUGUAUUAUUAACGGAAAUAUUUUCGCAGGACGAAAAAAUCAACACAUGAUGAGGACAAUGAAGAGAGAAACAACUGCUGCAGGAGUAAUACUAAUGACUCUUAUACUCUUUCAUUGCACUCUUGGGCAAACAACUUGCAGUAAUGGUGAGCUGAGAUUGAUGCCCCCAACUGGCAAUGUCCCAUCUACUGAUACACACAGGGUGACUGGAACACUUGAAAUAUGCUUCAACAAUCUCUGGGGCAGCAUUUGUGUACCUGAUCCAAGUAACUGGACACAUGAAGAUGCUAGAGUAGCUUGCAAGCAAUUGGGAUACUCAUCUAAUGGUGCAAUUCCAUUAAAUGGUGGCUAUUAUGGUCAGAGUGCUGGACCCGUACACUUAAGUCAGAAUAUAAAGUGUGACGGAGAUGAGUCUUCAUUGUUAAACUGUAUAAUGAUCAAUGGAGGAGGUACAGAUGGAGGAACAUGUACUCAUGCUCAAGAUGUUGGGGUUGCAUGCGAAGUUGAAGGGUUUUCUUGUUCUAGUGGUGAUGUGAGACUCUCAGGAGGAGGUUCUUCUAACGAGGGACGAGUAGAAGUAUGCAACGGAGAGGGAGAGUAUGGGACCAUAUGUGAUGAUCACUGGGACAGUAAUGAUGCUGGAGUGGUCUGCAGCCAACUAGGAUACAUGAGAGAAGGGUCAAUUACAUUAGGAAGAUCUGCAUAUGGUGAAGGGAUAGGAUAUAUAUCAGUGACACAUAUUGGCUGCUUUGGAACUGAAGAUAACAUAACGAGUUGUGAUACUGAUAGCAUAUCAACUUGCUCUCAUUCUGAAGAUGCUAGUGUCAUCUGUAGAGUACCUAAUCCAGUAUGCCUAGAUGGUGAGGUUAGAUUAGUUAAUGGUCGCAUACCAAGUGAAGGACGUGUUGAGGUUUGCUACAAUGGAGUGUGGGGCUCUGUCUGUCAUGACUACUGGGGGGACACUGACGCAGGUGUGGCUUGCUCACAACUUGGGUACUCAUCACAAGGUGCCAAGGCCAUAAAGUAUGCUGAUUUUGGUGAGGGUGAUGGUCCUAUACUACUAGACAAUGUACAGUGCCAAGGAACUGAGCGUUACCUCAACGAGUGCAGCAGUAAUGACGUUGGGGCUCAUAACUGUAGACACAGUCAAGACGCAGGAGUUAUUUGUCAAGAUCCAUCAUUUACUUGUACUAAUGGCCACGUGAGACUGGUGGGUGGGGCUACAAGUGGCGAAGGACGUGUUGAGAUAUGUCAUGAUAAUCAUUACGGGUCGGUCUGCAAUGAUAGAUGGGGACAGGAAGAAGCUGAAGUGGUUUGUGGACAGUUAGGAUUCCAACGUAAAGGUUCAAUAGGUAUCAGUGGUAGCACAUAUUACGGUUCUGGAGUUGGUCUGAUAUAUCUUGAUGAUGUCACUUGCAAUGGAAAUGAGGAUAAUCUCUUUGAAUGUACUCAUAGGGGUAUUGGCAGAAGCAACUGCUACCAUCAUCAAGAUGCUGCUGUCAUAUGCAAGAAUACUACCCCAUCAUGUACAGAUGGUGAAGUGAGACUAGUCAAUGGUAGCAGACCUAAUGAGGGAAGGGUUGAAGCCUGCUACAGUGGAGUCUGGAGUGGUAUCUGUGAUAAUGAUUGGACCAUAGAAGAUGCCACUGUUAUAUGCAACAAGCUAAACUAUAAUGACAACAACAAUGCCUUUCCUCCAGUGAGUGUACCAGGAGGAUACUAUCCACCAUCAGGUGGCCCCACCAUAUUCUCAUCUCCUGACUGCAAUGGAAGUGAAUCAGAUAUACUGCAGUGUCUCAAUAUCAGUAACAUCGGGACUGGUACUUGUUAUAGUGAUGAACAUGUGGGCGUCAUCUGUCCUGUGCACAAAGUUGAUGGGGCCAAUGUACGUACUCAGUAUUGCAGCAAUGGAGAGAUCCGAUUGGUCGAUGGUGGUUCGGGAAACCAGGGUCGGGUCGAAGUGUGUCACAACAGUGUAUGGGGCAGCGUCUGUGACGAUGGGUGGGGUCAACUGGAGGCCAGUGUAGUCUGUCGACAGUUGGGAUACAACUUGACAACAACAAGAGCUAUACCGACCCCCAGGGGAAUAUUCAAACCUGGCUCGGGCCCGGUUUUUCUAUCAGAUGUGCAGUGUUAUGGGAUUGAGAAUAAUUUAAUGAAAUGUUCAGGAGCCAGCGUCAGAUAUCAGGACUGCCCACACUCAAAUGAUGCUGGAGUUAUCUGCAUGAGCUUACCCUGUACUGAUGGUGACAUUAGGUUAGCCGAAGGUGUCAGAGAGAGUGAGGGUAUACUGGAGAGAUGCCAUGAAGGAGAAUGGCACGGGAUCUGUGGAGGAGAGGAGGAACUGACGACGGAACAAGUAGGAGGAGUUUGUAUGCACCUAGGGUACACAAAUAAAAAUGCUUACAUCAGACCAGGAUUAUUCAGCAGUUCUCAUUCACUGACCUUAAGAAUGAGCCAGUGCUCUGAUGACAGUGACUUUAUUGGUUGUAUCAGAGAAGAAGGGAGCAUCACUACUGGAGCACAAUGUCCUGUUGGAAAAGUACUAGGAGUUGUAUGUCAAGUGACUGAUAUGGAAAUGUUAUGUUCAACUGGAGACGUACGUCUAGUGGGCGGGGCCAGCCACACUGAGGGACGGCUGGAGGUAUGCGUGGGCGGUGAAUGGGGCAGUGUCUGUGAUGACCAUUGGGACAACAAAGGAGCUACCACCGUAUGCAGACAGCUGGGAUAUCCCCAUACUGCUGCUACUGGAGUUGGUGGGUCUCAUUUUGGACCAGGGAAUGGAGGUAUAUUCUUGGAUAACAUCCGUUGUCAGGGGAACGAGACCGACCUGUUGGAAUGUGACUCCAGCAGUUUAAAGACUCAUAAUUGCGAUCACAGAGAAGAUGCUGGUGUCAUUUGUCAAGACAUUGUUCAACCAACUACUACAGCAACAGCAGUCACGCCCCCACGCAUCACCGUGACAACAACUGUACAAGUAACAGAAGAAAACAGUUCAACAGGGAGUCAGGAUGGUUCGGGCGGAGUCAGAACGAACGGACUAGUGGGAGAUAUAUCAACAAAGACAUUGAUAAUAGCAGUUGCAUCACUUAUCACUGUUUGUGUCUUCAUUGUAUGUAUAACAGUCAUCACAAUCAUCAUAUUCAAAUACAGGAGAUUAAGAUUAAAACUAAAAGGAGGAGUCCCAGUACCAACUGAUGUAUCAAGUCAAAAAACAGACUCAGUAAUAGGCAGCCCACCACCAGACAUAUAAGAAUAAAUAAUUAUAAUUAUUUUAUGUAAAUUAAUGUAUGUAUGUAUGUUAUAAUUAAUACAUGUCUAUUUGUAAAAGUAUAGUCAUUAUAUAAAUUGUUACAGUAUAAUAUUGUAAUUGUGUUUCUGUAAUUAUAGAAUUUAUCAUGAUUCAAGCUAUUAACAUUACUAUUACUAUUCUACAACACUAUUUACUUUUUGACAUAUCACAGUUUGUGGCGAAUCAUUACAAAU